AUGGAAAAAUACACAGUUACUGGACAUAUUGGAGAAGGUGCUCAUGGAAUAGUUCUAAAAGCUCGUUGUUUAGAAACUGGAGAAAUAGUGGCUUUAAAAAAAGUUCCUCUGAAAAAAUUGGAGAAUGGUAUACCAUGUUCUGUGUUACGCGAAAUAAAAGCAUUGCAGCAACUUGACCAUGCAAAUGUGGUUAAACUUCUGGAUGUAUUUCCUUAUGGAUCAUCAGUAGCUCUGGUGUUUGAAUACAUGCCCACAGAUCUUUCCGUGUUGCUUUAUGAUCCAGAUACACCUUUGACAGAAGCUCAAGUCAAAGCUUACAUGAGUAUGUUACUUAAGGGAGUGGAUUAUUGUCAUUCUCUUGGAAUAAUGCAUAGAGACCUGAAACCAGCAAAUCUUCUCAUCAGCUGUACAGGUUGGCUAAAAAUUGCAGAUUUUGGUCUGGCGUGCUUGCUUGAUAAUAAUCCCAAUAAGCAGUAUAGCCACCAGGUGGCCACAAGGUGGUAUCGUGCACCAGAGUUGUUAUAUGGGGCAAGGCAGUACAACCAAGGAGUUGACUUAUGGGCUGUUGGAUGUAUUUUUGGAGAAAUGUUAAACUGCUUCCCUCUGUUCAGGGGUGAUAAUGAUAUUGAACAACUAUCACUUGUGCUUCGAGCACUGGGGACACCUGAUGAACAGAGUUGGCCUGGCAUUACGGAGCUGCCAGACUACAACAAGAUUUCCUUCCCAGAGUAUUCCGUGAUGCCAUUAGAACAACUGGUUCCCGAUGUAUCCAAUAUCGCUCGGGACCUUUUGAGUAAAUUCUUGGUGUAUGAUUCUGAUAAAAGAAUUGAAGCUGCAUCUUUCAAAUAUGCAGCCAAGAAACUGAAGUCACAGAUGUACAAUGAAAUUGAUCUGUUGGUGGUGAGGAUGAUUCUAGCAUGUCUAGUGGAUCAAAUGAUGAGGAUGAUUUUAGCAUGUCUAGUGGAUCAAGUGAUGAGGAUGAUUCUAGCAUGUCUAGUGGAUCAAGUGAUGAGGAUGAUUCUAGCAUGUCUAGUGGAUCAAGUGAUGAGGAUGAUUCUAGCAUGUCUAGUGGAUCAAGUGAUAAGGGUGAAAGAAGCACUGGAACAUGAGUACUUUUAUUCCCUACCUCUCCAGAGUUGUCCUUGUGAUCUGCCAAAACCUAAAGUGGGAAAACAUGGAUUGUGUCCUAAUAUUCCUAGUCCGGAGCUUCAUAUAUCAGUUUCAACUUUUGGUUAGACCAUUGAUAUGGAGCCAUCUUGACUAUCCAGUACAUCAAAAUAUCAACUUCUACUACCGUCCAGUUUGUCACGUUGUUGGUAUAAAAUACAAGUGGUGUGGAACCAAACUUCACAGUGUAAAAUAUCAAUUUAGACCAGUGAUGUCCAGUGCUAUGUCUACUUGAAUUACAAAUGGAACCCCUACUGUAAGCAGGCAAUGCAACCAAAACAGGACCAUGGUAAAGAUAUAACUGAAGUUCACAGACCAAGAUGUAUUUAAAUUAACAUUUGCUCACAAGUUGUAGAUUUGGGAGAGCUUAACCUUUCUGAUUUGUACUGUAUAAAAUAAGCCUCUAAAAUCUUGACCAUUAAUCUUCAGUUUCAAUUGAUGUCAAGGAAACCUUUCUAGGCUUACUUCAAGUGAUUUUAAUGAUAUAUGUGUUGUAUAUAAAUAUUAGAAAUACACCUAUAUAUUGUUGUUGUUGUAAGGUGUUCUAUUGUUACAUGUUCUUUAGAUUAUAUGGUAAAAAUAAUGUGAGAUUCAGUACAUAUAACAAUAACAAAUUAAUUUAUUUAUUCCUUAGCAUUUGCUACAGGCUACUGUGAUUUCUACAUAGUUAGUUGUAGGCCUAAGUUCAGAAACAACGUUUUCACUUUUAACGGAAAUUUAUUUGGUAAUGGUACCACAACUAAUGGAUAAACUUAAUUUCACAGCUAAUAAACUGUGUAACUGAAUGUAUGCCAUAACUAACACUAAUCUGAAUACAACCAAGUUAUAACAUGUGAUUAAUCUCACAGGAAUAAUAAAACAACAGUUUCAUGCAGGAAGCAUUAAAUACUGACUGAAACAUAAACCUCAAACUAACAUUCGUAAGUGAUUUAGCUUGUAUUAAUACAAACACAAUAUCUGCUCUUAAAUAUUUCAAAUGUACAGAACAAUUUUGAGAAUGUCUCUACUGAUAAGCCAAGUUAAUAAAGUUGGCAUUUAUGCA
This is a messenger RNA of Limulus polyphemus (Atlantic horseshoe crab), 2209 nucleotides long. RefSeq names its product cyclin-dependent kinase 20-like. Lineage: Eukaryota; Metazoa; Arthropoda; Merostomata; Xiphosura; Limulidae. Gene Ontology annotation, biological process: protein phosphorylation. Gene Ontology annotation, cellular component: nucleus. The record is from RefSeq and is a predicted model, not a curated record. Gene Ontology annotation, molecular function: ATP binding; cyclin-dependent protein serine/threonine kinase activity.